Messenger RNA from Xiphias gladius (swordfish), 2160 nucleotides. RefSeq names its product 2-hydroxyacyl-CoA lyase 1 (gene hacl1). The transcript is spliced from 17 exons. The coding region runs from base 137 to 1843 and encodes 568 amino acids. The record is from RefSeq and is a predicted model, not a curated record. NCBI's taxonomy places the organism in Eukaryota, Metazoa, Chordata, Actinopteri, Istiophoriformes, Xiphiidae. Gene Ontology annotation, biological process: fatty acid alpha-oxidation. Gene Ontology annotation, cellular component: peroxisome. Gene Ontology annotation, molecular function: thiamine pyrophosphate binding; magnesium ion binding; catalytic activity.
AGAAUGGGGGGGCGUUUUCAGGGGGGCAGAAAGAGGACGGUAACAAACAACAACCAGUGACUUGUUAAUGCACAAUUUCCGACAGUUUGUCCUCACUUGUCGCUCGACAGGCGCAGAGUAGUGUCUCUGGAGAGCCAUGGACGAAGUGACAGGAGCUCAGCUGAUUGCCGAGUCUCUGAAGGCUCAGAGCGUGGAGUACAUGUUUGGGAUAGUUGGAGUUCCUGUCAUUGAAGUGGCCAUGGCUGCUCAGGCUGCAGGAAUCAAAUACGUGGGAAUGCGAAACGAACAAGCGGCAUGCUAUGCAGCCUCUGCCAUUGGAUUCCUUACAGGGAGACCAGGUGCCUGCCUGGUGGUGUCUGGACCUGGACUCAUUCAUGCUCUGGGUGGAAUGGCCAAUGCUAACAUGAACUGCUGGCCUGUGGUUGUUAUUGGAGGGUCCUCAGAUCGAAACCAGGAGACAGCAGGGGCCUUUCAGGAGUUUCCUCAGGUGGAAGCAUGUCGCCUUUAUAGCAAGUUCUCUGCCAGGCCCAGCAGUCUGGAAGCCAUCCCCUUAGUUAUAGAGAAGGCAGUUCGCACAAGCAUGUAUGGGCGUCCAGGGGCUUGUUACGUGGACAUUGCAGGGGACAUGGUCAAUGCUAAAGUGGACAGGAGCAAAGUCAGAGUUGUGUCCUGUUGUCCACCUCCACCAGUGAGCUUGGCUGACCACGGUGCCAUCACUGAGGCCAUUUCUGUGCUGAAAGCAGCUAAAAGACCCCUAGUCAUCGUUGGCAAAGGAGCAGCCUAUGGUCGAGCAGAAAUUGCUCUUCGGGAGUUUGUGGAAACGAGCGGUUUGCCGUUCCUGCCCACCCCCAUGGGGAAAGGAGUGCUGCCUGAUGAUCACCCCAACUGUGUGGCUGCUGCCCGCUCAAGAGCUCUUCUUCAGGCCGAUGUUGUGCUUCUGCUUGGGGCCAGGCUCAACUGGAUUCUGCAUUUUGGUCUGCCACCUAGAUUUGACCCUGAUGUCAGAGUCAUCCAGGUUGACCUUUGUGCUGAGGAGAUGGGGAACAAUGUGAGGCCGGCUGCUGCUCUCCUGGGAGACAUCAACGCUAUUGUCACUCAGCUCCUGACGUGUGUACACAAAGAUGGCUGGAAAUAUCCCUCUGAUACAGAGUGGUGGAGCACACUGAGGGACAAAAUUGCUGCUAAUGCAAAAAUAUCAAAGUCUCUGGCUCUGCAGUCAACAUUGCCCAUGAACUACUACACAGUGUUUCACCACGUCUCCCAGCUGCUGCCACAUGACUGCAUCAUUGUCAGCGAGGGGGCUAACACCAUGGACAUAGGACGCACUAUGUUGAACAACUACCUACCUCGACACAGGUUGGAUGCUGGCACCUUUGGAACAAUGGGAGUAGGUCUUGGGUUUGCGAUAGCCGCAGCCGCCGUGGAGAGGAGUGAGAGUAAAGGCAGAAGGAUUGUCUGUGUGGAGGGAGACAGUGCCUUUGGGUUUUCUGGCAUGGAGGUUGAAACCAUAUGCAGGUAUAACCUACCUGUGGUCAUUAUUGUGGUCAAUAAUAAUGGUAUAUACAGCGGAGUUGAUCCUGAGACUUGGAAAGAAAUGGCAAAAAUGGGAGAUCUGACCUCUGUGGCCCCACCUGUGACCCUCCUUCCUGAGGCACGCUAUGAUGAAAUUAUGGCAGCGUUUGGAGGUCAAGGCUUCCUGGUGAGGACGGUGGAGGAGCUGCGCAGUGCCUUACAGCUUAGCUUGACUGACUGGGAGAGACCGAGUCUCCUCAACGUGCUUAUCGACCCUUCCUCUGACAGAAAACAGCAGGAGUUUCCUUGGCUCACACGCUCCAACUUAUAGACUUGAAGAGAGGUCUGCCGCCUCCUUCGUCCAGAACAUCAGCAAAGCAGUGACAGUUUUCCUCCGCCAAGGAGGUUAUGUUUUCUCCCGUGUCUGUUUGUUUGUUUGUUUGUUUAUGUGUCAGCGGGAUUACACAAAAAGUACUGAACUGAUUUGCACCAAACUGGGUGGAGGGAUGAGGCUUGAACCAGGGAAGAUCCCAUUAAAUUUUUGGUCUUCAUUGUUUCCAUAAAUAUAACUUGAAAAUUUUUAUUGAUUCUUACUGUACAGCAGUGUUAAAAUUUACUACCACAAUAAAACAUUUUUUACACAUUAUA